AAGAAACACAGACAGAAGGGACUGUGGGAGGAGGAGGAGGGAGAAGAAAGGGAAGGAAGAAGCAAAGGGAAGAAGAGAAGGAAACCUCCGCAAACCAUACGAACGAGUCCGCUCUGUCGUCGGGAGGGGAAGGGGAGCUGAGCUUCACGCACGGAUUCAAGCUGUCUGUCUGCGUGUCUCUGUGGUGUGGGAGGCGGGAGGUGCCGGAGCUUGAUCGGAGCUCGCCGGAGGCGGAGUAGCGGGGCCGUACAGUUUCAUCCCUCCAGCUAACUGCAACUCGCGCUUUCUGCCGGCUCGUCCGUACAAUGGAGCGGUACGGCGGCUCCGGGGGGGAGCCGCAGUCGUCCGAUCCGUCGACGGAGGCGGAGACGGGGCUUGAAGAGGCGACGUGGCGGCUUGGGCUUGAAGGCGCCAAAUCGUAUCCUGAGCGGCCAGAUGAGGCCGACUGCAUCCACUACCUCAGGACUGGGUUCUGCGGUUAUGGUGCCAACUGUCGUUUCAAUCAUCCACCCGAACGCGGCUUGGUGAUGGGAGCUGCGAGAGCUGGCACUAUGGAGUACCCAGAACGAGCGGGUCAGCCCCUCUGUCAGUACUAUAUGAGGACAGGUACAUGUAAAUUUGGUGCAUCCUGUAAGUUCAACCAUCCGAAGCAGGGAGCUGGUUCUGCUGCUCCUGUUUCACUUAAUUAUUACGGUUACCCGUUACGCCCGGGUGAAAAAGAGUGUUCCUAUUAUAUGAAGACGGGAGAAUGCAAGUUUGGCGCAACAUGUAAAUUUCACCAUCCACAACCUGCUGAUAUCCCAGUUUCCGCUCCGUUGCCAGUACAGCAUCCUCCUACAAUGCCCACUCCUUUUGUUGGGCCUGCUCUCUAUCCUGUGCAAUCAUCAUCUGUUCAUUCAUCUCAACCAUAUGGGUUCGUAGUUGCAAGGCCUUCUCUCUUGCCAUCAUACGGUCCAGGCCCUUAUGGUCCUGUGCUUGUUUCACCCGGGAUGGUACAAUAUCCUGGGUGGAGUCCUUAUCAGGGAACUGUAAAUCCUGGAGCUUCUCCAACUGCUCUACCCACCUCUGCAUCAAGCUCAUUUCAUGGAAUGGCGCAAUUCUCUCCUUCCACAUCUACUUUUCCUGGACCUUAUCAACCUGCAGUUUCCUCUGCUGCUGCUUCAAGCGGUUCCCAGAAAGAACAGUCAUAUCCCCAAAGACCGGGUCAGCCAGAAUGUCAAUAUUACCUGAAAACAGGAGAUUGUAAAUUUGGAUCCUCAUGUAGAUACCAUCAUCCCAUGGAUCUGACUGUACGAGGGACAAGUACCGUCCUCAGUUCACUGGGCUUGCCUCUCCGUCCAGGUGCUUCAAUCUGCACUCAUUUCCAACAACAUGGAGUCUGCAAGUUUGGGCGGGCAUGCAAGUUCGAUCACCCGAUGAGAGAACUCAGUUACAGCCCAUCUGCUUCCUCUCUCACUGACAUGCCUGUAGCCCCUCACCCAGUCGGCUCUUUCCUCGGGACACUAGCUCCCUCAUCUUCUUCCUCAGAUUUGAGACCUGAAGUUAUUUCAGGGGCCACCAAUGUGGACUCUGCUUCCACACGAGCCUUCUCAUCGAUGAGCACAUCCAGUGCUUCCGUUUGUACCAUUCCAUCCAAGGAUGAGCCUGGGUCUAGUCAGCGUAUAUCCGAUCAGAACCCUUCAGUUAUUAGCAAGAACACAGAGGAUCAAGGUUCAAGCUAGAAAGAACUUGGGGAUACGAGGACAUGAUAUUCACAAUAUCUCGACUAUUUCUUCACAAGCUGGAAACUCCAAUUUUUUUUUUCCCCGUUGUGAAGACAUCAGGCAAUAGGUGGCUUCGAUUUCUCAUGACAGCAGUUCAGGCAUUCAGUCUUUUACGUACAGGUCUGCUCCUCAGCCCUCCGUCAUACAAAUUCUUACUUUUCUUCCUUUAAUAAGCCCUUAUAAUCUUAUUCAUCAUCUUUUGCUUUUCGAAUAACCAAAGAAAGGAGUCUGCAGUCCAAAAAAAGAAUCUGCAACAUCUCUCCGAUUUUUGAGGCUCGUGUUUAUUUAUGGCCCUUUUGUCUAGACGGGCAAAAAGACCAGUCAAUGGUAGCUCACCUCCCUUUUAUAUACUAGACACAUAUCUCAACUGCGUCACCUGUACUUAUAGCUCGGGAACAAUCUUCUAUUAGAACUGAGCAAACGGAGGGAUUUGAAGUUGUCCCAUUUCAAGUUCCCGGUCCAUUAUUUUUUGUGUUACGGAUUCAGGGCUGAUGACAAUGAUCUUGAAUAAAAAGGGAAAGAAACAGCAGGAAGACACUCCUAAGGAGCCAUUACAAGGCAAACCUUUCAUUUUUCCUUAAAAAGGAACCAAAAGUUCAAUUAUUGCAUCUGCCAACUGCUGAGACAGUGAAUUCAAUGGUCGGAUUGGCCAUUUUGGAUGUGUCAAAGACAUUGUAGGGACAACUGCCCACAGCUCAUUUUGUGCUACAUGCACGUUCUGUUUGUCAUGCAGCAUGCAGAACCUGCCUCCUCUUAUUGAGAUA
Molecule: messenger RNA, 2527 nt
Organism: Punica granatum (pomegranate)
Lineage: Eukaryota; Viridiplantae; Streptophyta; Magnoliopsida; Myrtales; Lythraceae
Source: RefSeq, a predicted model, not a curated record